UCUGAAAAUAACUUGCGCGGGGAUGCCGCCGCUAUAAAGUUUUAAGGGAAAAAAACAAUAGUCUCUCUCAUUCGAGUUUUAGUCAAAGAGCUGCUUGCCUUAGCUCAUAGAUGGCGGAGGAGGUUUUGAUAGAUCCAGGGAAAACCAGAGGGCAUCUAACCUCAUCCCUGUUGGCAGUAGCAUUUCUGUCUUCUUUCGGGAGCUCCAUGCUCUAUGGUUAUAACUUGGCUGUGGUUAAUUCUCCCUCACAGUACAUAAAGGACUUUUUUAAUCAAACCAUUGUGAGGCGGCAUGGGUCAGGAGUGGAUGAAGAGACUCUCACACUUAUGUAUUCAUUCACUGUGUCUAUAUUUGCCAUUGGAGGGUUGGUGGGUUCCCUGACAGUGAGGAUGCAGGUCACCAGAUUUGGAAGGAAAGGGACACUGGUACACAGCACAGUUUUGGUGUUUAUCGCUGGCGUUCUGAUGGGCUUCAGCCGGUUAUGUGGAUCUCCAGAGAUGAUCAUUGUUGGGCGCUUCAUCACAGGGAUACAUUCAGGAAUAGCUCUCAGUGUGGUGCCCAUGUAUCUGGGAGAAAUUGCCCCAAAGAAUCUUCGGGGUUUUCUGGGACUCGUACCCAGCAUCUUCAUUUGUAUCGGAGUGUUUAUUGCACAGAUUCUGGGACUUCAUGAGCUGUUGGGCAAGGAAGAGCAUUGGCCUCUUUUCUUCUCUCUAGUCGUGGUUCCUACAUUUAUACAGCUCAUGUUAUUGCCAUGGUUCCCGGAGAGUCCAAGAUACCUGUUGAUAGAAAAGAGGAACAUCCAUGCCACUAUCACAGCACUGAAGUGGUAUCGUGCUAAGGGUAACAUCCAGGCUGAGGUGGAGGAGAUGCAGGAGGAACAGCGCUCUUUAUCCUCAGUGGAGACUGUGUCAGUCUUGCAGCUCUUCAGGGAUCCGUCUGUUCGCUGGCAGCUUGUCACAGUCAUUGUUGUCAAUGCUGGGAUGCAGCUGUCUGGAAUCGAUGCGAUCUGGUUCUACACUAAUGACAUCUUUGAGAACGCUGGCAUUCCUUUUGAUCAGAUUCAGUACACAACUGUAGGCACUGGAGCCAUUGAGGUCAUCGCUGGGCUCAUAGGGUGUUUUGCUAUCGAGCGAGUGGGUAGAAGGCCCUUGAUGAUUGGUGGUUUCACUUUCAUGGGUCUGUGCUGUGCUGGAAUCACCUUCUCUCUCUUAUUAGAGGCUCAUUUAUCCUUCAUGCGGUACAUCAGUGUGGCCUGUGUGGUGGGAAUCAUCGCUGGAUUCUGCAUAGGGCCUGCUGGUGUCCCGUUCCUCAUGACAGGAGAACUCUUUAAACAAUCCUAUCGACCCUCUGCCUACAUUGUAGGAGGAUCUCUCAACUGGAUAUCAAACUUCGCUGUAGGAUUUGUCUUUCCAUUCCUUCAGAUGUCAGCUGGUGCGUUCUGUUACCUGGUGUUUUGUGGUGUGUGUGUCGGUGUGGCAGCCUACGUCUUCUUCAUCAUCCCUGAAACGAAGAACAAAACCUUCUUGGAGAUCAGUGAGCUGUUCGCCUUAAGAAAUGCUUGUGAAAUUGAAAACCAGUCGCUGGUAACCAGUGCCCAACUCGCUCUCAAAAAGAUGAAUGGUUAUGGAGCACUGGUAACUGUAGUAGAUGUGGACAAAAAGGAGAAGACAGAGACAUAAUAGUGAAGAAAGAGGGGAGUAUUGCUUCAAUGAGGACCAGAAUUGACAGCAUAUAUACAGGCUCUAAUUUAAUAUUUUAUUUAAAAAAUAAUAAUAAUAAGUGCAGACUGCUAUGGUUGAAUGCAAUAUAACUAUCAGACUGAACAUGAUCAAACAUUGCUAUUAAAAAAAGAUUAAAUAAAGGUUUGUCUUUUGAUUUGAUGGACUAUU
Molecule: messenger RNA, 1889 nt
Organism: Danio rerio (zebrafish)
Lineage: Eukaryota; Metazoa; Chordata; Actinopteri; Cypriniformes; Danionidae
Gene: slc2a15b
Product: solute carrier family 2 member 15b
Biological process (GO): transmembrane transport
Cellular component (GO): membrane; plasma membrane
Molecular function (GO): transmembrane transporter activity; D-glucose transmembrane transporter activity
Source: RefSeq, marked validated